AUGGCAUUGAGUGCAACCAAAGAGAACAAUGAAGAACCAUCAAAGUCCGGAAUGUUUAUUGCAACUGGUAUGAAAAAUGGAAAGCAACUUGAUCCUGAAACCAAAGUUGUAAUAGUAAGUAUUCAAAAUCGUAAAAACUCGGGGGAAACAGCAGAUGACUCAUUUAAGGCAGUGUUUGAAAAUGAGCAGCCUGAUCGAGUUCGAUACUAUGGUAGAUCUGUUACAACAACUUCUCUAAAGAAAGAUGAGGAAAUCAUCAAAAUCAAACAAAAACUAAGUGAACAAAUUGAGAAACUGCAAGGUUUGGUGGAAGAAGUACAAGAAUUGCAACAACUGCGACAUCUCAUGAAAGUUUUGAUAAAAAAUAACCCUAGACAAAACCUUGAGGAUGCAAAUGGGUGUAUUGGAUCUAACCUACCAUGUAUGAUCGGUUCAAGUAGCGCGUAG
Molecule: messenger RNA, 447 nt
Organism: Solanum dulcamara
Lineage: Eukaryota; Viridiplantae; Streptophyta; Magnoliopsida; Solanales; Solanaceae
Exons: 4
Coding region: 1-447 (148 amino acids)
Source: RefSeq, a predicted model, not a curated record